Molecule: messenger RNA, 795 nt
Organism: Tremella mesenterica DSM 1558
Lineage: Eukaryota; Fungi; Basidiomycota; Tremellomycetes; Tremellales; Tremellaceae
Exons: 7
Coding region: 1-765 (254 amino acids)
Molecular function (GO): protein binding
Source: RefSeq, a predicted model, not a curated record
AUGUCAACUUCUCUACGAGAUCUACGGCUGCUAUGGCUCUCACAAGCCUUGAAACCUACGAGAGUCACUCGAAGCUCUCUAUAUGGUCGAUACGCAGUGGCUUCGUCCGGACCAGUAAGAGUGAGAUCUACUCCAUCGACAUCUCUUCGGCGUCAUCAUGAGGUUUAUACAUUUAACAGAAAAUACGCCACCUCCUCUGGACCGUUAAGUCCAGAUGAUCCUACCGAUAUACAUGCUCAAGAAAUUAUGGAUGAAGCUACUCAAGAAUUAGAACAAGGAGAUUUGAAUAAAGCUCGAGAAAAGUAUAAAUCCUCUUUAGGUAUGAAAGAGACAAGUGCUGGUUGGUUCAAUUUAGGAGUAUGCGAAUAUCAUCUAAAAAAUAUUCCAGAAGCUAUCAAAGCUUGGGAAAGAAGUAUAACCCUAGAUCCAUCUUCGGACGCUUAUACAAAUCUCGCUUCGGCUUAUAUACUUUCCAAGCCACCUCAAGCUGCGAUGGCUAUUAAACAUCUUACUUCCGCAUUGGAACUCUCUCCUGAUGAUCCAGAGAUCGCUUUCAAUCUCGCUGCGGUACUAGAGUCAACCAAUAAUCUUGAAACGGCUUUGAAACUUUAUCGACGUGCAGAGAAAGGCGGUAUAAGUCGUGCUGGACAAAAUAUAAGGAGUGUCAGUGCUAAGCUUUUAACUCAAUCUUCUUCUUCUUCUUCUUCUUCUCCGCCUUCAUCAACAUCGGGAAAUACCACUCCCACUCGUCUUAAAUCAGAAUGAAUGAUCCAAUCUAUCCCCCGACUUUUACCG